This is a messenger RNA of Apaloderma vittatum (bar-tailed trogon), 1340 nucleotides long. It is a transcript of the gene HEXA, whose product is annotated as hexosaminidase A (alpha polypeptide). Gene Ontology annotation, biological process: glycosaminoglycan metabolic process; carbohydrate metabolic process; ganglioside catabolic process. Gene Ontology annotation, cellular component: membrane. The transcript is spliced from 13 exons. The annotation marks the transcript as partial. Gene Ontology annotation, molecular function: beta-N-acetylhexosaminidase activity. The record is from RefSeq and is a predicted model, not a curated record. Lineage: Eukaryota; Metazoa; Chordata; Aves; Trogoniformes; Trogonidae.
AGAACGAACCGCCCUGGGGCGUGCCCUGCACUCAGCUCCUCGUUUCUGUUGCCACGCCAGGCUGUGAUGAGUUUCCCAGCCUGGACUCCACGGAGAGCUAUAAGCUCUCUAUCUCGGAAGGCUCUGCUCUGCUCUUGGCGGAUGCUGUCUGGGGAGCUCUCAGAGGCCUGGAAACGUUCAGCCAGCUGGUUGGGAGAGAUGAGAAUGGCACGUACUACAUCAACAAGACAGAAAUAGUGGACUUUCCCCGCUUCCCUCACCGAGGACUGUUGCUGGACACCUCUCGUCACUACUUGCCUCUGAGAGCCAUCCUGGAAACUCUGGAUGUCAUGGCUUACAACAAGUUCAACGUGUUCCAUUGGCACAUUGUGGAUGACCCGUCUUUCCCCUAUGAGAGCUUGACCUUCCCUGAGCUCAGCAAGCAGGGAGCCUUCAACCCCAUGACCCAUGUGUACACAGCCAGCGAUGUGCAGACGGUGAUCGAGUACGCCCGGCUGCGCGGCAUCAGGGUCAUUGCGGAGUUUGACACUCCUGGGCACACGCUCUCCUGGGGUCCAGGGGCUCCGGGCCUGCUGACUCCCUGCUAUUUGGGCAAGGAUCCUUCUGGCACCUAUGGGCCCAUCAACCCCAUCCUGAACAGCACCUACCAGUUUGUGAGCAGCUUGUUUAAAGAGGUCAGCACCGUGUUCCCAGACUUCUUUCUUCACCUCGGUGGUGAUGAGGUGGACUUCACGUGCUGGAAAUCCAAUCCAAAAAUUCGUGCCUUCAUGAAGGAGAUGGGCUUUGGUGAUGAUUACAAAAAAUUAGAGUCACUCUACAUCCAGAGGCUUCUGGACAUCGUUGCUUCUCUUGGCAAAGGUUAUAUCGUAUGGCAGGAGGUGUUUGACCAUGCGGUGAAGCUGAGGCCAGACACCGUUGUCCAUGUGUGGAAGGAGAGCUCCACGCCAUACACAGAGGAGAUGGCGAAUGUCACCAAGGCUGGCUACCAGGCUCUGCUCUCUGCCCCCUGGUACCUCAACCGCAUCUCCUACGGGCAGGACUGGAUGGCAGCCUACCAGGUGGAGCCCUUGAAGUUCGAAGGCAGCGCUGAGCAGAAGGAUCGGGUGAUUGGCGGAGAGGCCUGCAUGUGGGGUGAAUACGUGGAUGUCACUAAUCUCACACCCAGGCUCUGGCCAAGAGCUGGGGCCGUUGCCGAGAGACUGUGGAGUAACGCGACUGUCAGGGACCUGCGAGACGCCUACGUGCGGCUGGCCGACUUUCGCUGCAAGCUCCUUGGGCGUGGUGUCCAGGCGCAGCCUCUCUUUGUAGGAUACUGUGAAAAUGAAUUUGGUGGCUUUUGA